GUAAUGACGUCUUGGUCUCAACCCUGGAAUGUCCACUCCUGAUACCCUGGCUGCUCAUCCACCUCCUCCUCCCCCUCCUGUCGCACAUCCUGGUCCCCCACAUGCUUCCCUUCGGUAUCCUUCAUCCAGCCAUCAUCAGCAACACUCUUUGGCCUCUUCAAUUCCAUACCCACAACAUCCAACAUCUUCAGUUCCUCACCAACAGCAUUCAGCGUCUUCAAUUCCUCACAAAUCGCUUACCUCAUCUUCAAUACCUCACCAACAGCAUUCCUCAUCAUCUUCAGUUCCUCACCAGCAGCACACCUCUUCUUCAAUUCCUCACCAGCAGCAUACUUCUUCAAUUCCUCAUCAACAGCAUACCUCAUCUUCUUCUAUUCCUAACCAACCACAUUCUUCAUCUUCCUCAAUUCCUCAGUCAUGGCAUUACCAAGCACACCAAGGAGCAAGUGGCUCUCAACAAAGAUCUUAUUCUGGACCUCCCCCACCUCAGCACCACAACAAACACACCUCCGUUCAUGGCCCUCACAAGCUUACUCAAGCGGGGUCAUCCCAUCAGCAAGUCCCUGUAGGCACACCACACCAUCCUGACGUGGAGGCAGUGCCACACCAUCACAAUGUUCCGUAUGGGGGCCGUGAUCCAGCUUAUAACAAAUCAACUGAGAUCCGACCUGCAAUCCAGAGUUCUGGAGCCACCCGACCUACAGGAUACCUCGAAGCGCCGCUCUACUCGCAAGGGGCAGAAAGACCAAGUCAAGGAGAAACAAAGGCUUAUGCCAGCCGCAAGGUUGAGGGAGCAGAGGUCAGGUUGCCUGAAGGUGCAAAUUUGGCUCAAGAGCUGCGCUCUCUCAAAGACCACUUACAACGGCUCACAGAUGACAACCAGGAGCUACGAGAUUUGUGCUGCUUUCUUGACGACGAUCGUCAGAAGGGACGCAAGCUUGCGCGUGAGUGGCAGCGCUUUGGCCGCUACACCGCUUCUGUUAUGAGGCAAGAAGUAACUGCCUACCAAAACAAACUGAGGGAGCUUGAAGUGCGACAGCAGCAUCUCAUCACUGAUAACCUUGAGCUUAAGGAGCUUUGUUUAUACCUUGACGAGGAGCGCAGCAACGCGACGUGCGGCAACUGUGGCCGGCCUUUGCAGGCUCGGGACGAUGGUGACGGGUCAUCGUCUUCCACACAUCCUGACGAAGCUCUGAAUAAUAAUGAAGCAGAGUCACCGCACUCGGCAUCUAAUGCCACCACUCCAACACCGUCCCACCAUCAACAGGUUCUGCUGGAGCUGCAGGGCGCUGCAAGCUACGACGACGGAGGAACUGGUGGGUCUCCUUCUUUGGGGCUCAGCAGAGCAGGCUCGAGAGAGCGGCUCUUGGAUGAUGGCAGACAAAGAACACCCUUCAAUGAGCAAGUGCUGUGGUAUAUCAGAUCGCUGGAGACCCGGCUCCAAACUCUGGAAUCUGGAGGAAUAAGAAGACCAGCUGAGGCUGGAGGGGCGAGGCACAAAGGGGAAGAUGGAGGGGCUGGUGCAAGCAAGCGACCUCCUUACCCUCCCCCUUACUCCCUCUCACACCACCUCAGGGCUAUGGACCUCGGCAUUGCUCCCGCUCCCCUCGGAUCUUAUGAGUCUGAGGACGACCUGCUCUCCCCGCCGCUGGUGUGCCGGCCUCCUGCCGUGGCUGCGGCGCUGCGGGUGCUUGAGGUGCAGGAGCAGCUCUCAGGAGCGCCCCCAGCUCCGCUGUCCGCCUUCAGCGCUCCUUCCAACCACCGUCCUCCUCCACACCCGCGCCCUCAGUCUGCCACCAUCGUCACCCAGCACAAGGCUUCUUCUAUUUCGCACCCCCGACACCUACCAAAAGGCCGAGGCAGCGUUAGCGCGUCAAGUUCUCCGCAUCCAAACCUGCAGGCCCAGCUGGACCCUCUGGAUCCGCCACCAGCUCGCUCCCACAUGGCGUCCAAAGAGAAAGAUGGCGCCCUCACUGACAACGAGAAAGCCUUGCUGCACCAGAUGUGUAAUGUGGUUUGGCGUAAGUUGGAAGAAGCACCGUCAGAUCUCAACAGAUGAACCUUCUCUUCGUAUUGACAUCAAAAACAUUUAAGUCUUGCAAGAAUCUCAGCCUUAAUCGUUGACCUGCGGAAAUUGCACCAUAUUUCGUUCAUGUGUAUUAAAAUUAAGUUGUCAACAAACUCGGUUUUUAAUCAAGUGGUACAAAAAUUGAUAUUUAUGAGUAACUAUUGCGUCACAUCUCGUGAAUUCGUGAGCACUUUAAGACUUUGAGAAUCUGGGAACACUAAUGGUAGGAUGGAUGGAGGACAAAUAUUUGAAGUGUUUUAUUGUGUAACGGACGUGCGAGUAAUUUUGAGAUUUUAAAUUUAGCAUGAUGUCUUCAAAUUUUUAUUCGUUACAAAGCCAAUAUUAAAUAUACAAGAUGUUUAAUUGUGAAUUACGUGUCAAAAAUAAACGCUAUUCAUUGUCACAAUUUCCGUUGUGAAUGAGAUAAUUAGAUUCGAUACGUUAUUUUCAUAUAUAUUAUAAGGCUUGGUAUCGUUUUUUAAUGACGUUAUAGACAAACGAACCUUUCCACCAUGUUAUCUACCAAGCAUUGUAUAUGCCACGAUGCUCACGACCAAUAUCCCAGCUGUCGAGGUAGUUUAUCGCGCUCGAAACCUUCCGACUAGUUUAAUCAAGAGAAAUAUACUCAGUAUUAGUUAAAGAUAUUCCUAAAUGUAAGUGUUGUUAACUCCCAUACCUCUCUUUAAUGAGAGUUAUUGAACUUUCUCAUUGAAUGUUGUUUACUGAAUGUUUGUUGAACGUUUCUCAGUCGCUUACGUGAUUCAGUGUCUGAUUUUUAUCAUAUUCAUCUUCUUUCUCGUUCAUUUUUCUACAUUAGGUUAAAAAAACGAUUUUCUCACUAAUUUUGUAGCAAUAAAUAGUAUAAAACUCAUCAUUCCUAUAGGUACACAUUUUUAGAUCACUUGUUACGGAAAUGUUUAGCUUCCUUAUUGAUGUGCCUUAUGACUGCUCUCUAGAAGUAUGGGUGUGUGGCCUAACUUUUUUUUAUUGCAUUAAAAAGAAACAAAUGUGCCUUGCUUUUCCGUCCACUCAUCAUGGCUAUGUGGUGCGUGUGUUAUCUUGAAACAUGGCCAUAGUUCAAGAGAAACCACGGCUCUCUUUCAUGAGGUCUUGCUAUGCCUAAUUUGUCAAUGCAGCUAGAAGAACUCGCGAAAACCGCUAAUCAACACAAUAAAUGAUAAUAAGCUUCAAUUGUCGCACAUGUUGGGCUGUUCUUUCUCACGCUUUUAUUUCAUUCGUGAUGUUUAUAAUGACUUAUGCUGUGGUGGCAGCUCUUCGUCCUGCAAUCUUGCAGGAAACUAUCUUCGCACCUCUUUUUUUGUGCCAAGAUACAAAAUGGUUAUGUAUUCCUCUGAAAAAUGUUUUUUUUUUUACCUUCUUGGCCGCUAGUGAACCAUGAGUGAACGGGCUUCCAUGCUUGUCAAUACUCAGACGCGGUCGUGCGCCAGAUUUAUUUCGGUAAUUUAUAUAUUGCACAAAUAUUCGGCGGAUAAAUCUGUAGUUGUUGAAGUUUAAGUCCUGUCCUGUAGAUCUACACUUGGAAAAACUAGCAGAAUUUGUUGAUGAAUAUAUAUUUUUUAUGAAUAACUCAACCUCAAGCGGCAAGUCUGCCACCUCGUCUUUCAUAAAGCACCUGUUGUACUUUCAUGUAACAUUUUUUAAUAUUUUUGACUAUAAGUUCGAUUAUCUACCUUAAGUAUUUAUUCUGAUUUUUUUCUUGCACAAAAUCUCUGCUGAGAAGUUGACUCGGCCAUAAAAUUUGUCUUACCUCUCCUCUGCUAAGCCUUCCUGAUGUUGACGUUCAAGCGUAGCUCAGCAGAGUGUUGUACAAAAUGGCAUUCUAUUUGCACUGUUUAGGAGAUCAACAUCUUUUUUUCAUGACCUUAAUAUCAUAGAUGAGAAUAAUAUUUGCAUGAAUCAAAUUACAUGUACAUUGUACAACUAUAACUAUAGUUUAACUUAUAAAUUCUGAGGCUUACAUUCCAAAUAAAAUCUAAACAUCCCACGUCUGCCGUUAGUCACAAUGCGUGGACAAUUAUAAAGGCCUGCACAAUAUCAUGCGAUGAACUCGUAUAUAAACAAACUGUUGGAAAUGUUACUUUUAAUCGUUUAAGAUUAUUUUGAUUUAUUUGUAAUUAUUGUGACUGAAUACUCUACAACAACCGGAGCAAAUGUUGUUCGCCUGUACAGUUGGGAUUAAAACUUUUGCCUGAAUUUCUUUAAUGCUGGUUUGGCAAUUUCGCUAUUCUCAAUCCUCUUACAUUUUUCAGUUCAUGUUACAGGAUUCUUUUCCAAUAGUGAUAUAAAUUUAUUAAUGAAUAAGGUAGCCCAUGUUUCAUUCCCGUCAUGAGUGCCAUGAAUAACUUGCUUACAUAAAUAUUUGUGUCAACAUUUUUCUUGCAUAUCUCUGUGAGGCCGGAUGCUGUAAAUUACGUUUACCUGAUAUCGACUACGUUGUUCCUUUUUAUUGGUUUGAUUUCUCACCAACAUUCCUGUAGUACUACGUUCCACUCCAUAAAUUUUCUUUAUAUUAUUGAAGUUGGAUAUCUCAUACAUUAUUGCUACAUUAUUCAUGCUCCUUGACCCGAUUUUUUCCCCGAAUUAUUAUUUCUUACUCACUAUUUAUGUUUUACUCUAAGGAAUUUCGUUCACACCAUGCGUAAAAUUUGGUGUUUGCGAUUGAACUGAGCAAUUGGCGAUGAAGAGAACGUUUUUUUUUUUCACGCGUAUGUUUUAUAGAAUCCGUGCUGCAUGCAUGUUAUCGCUUUCCUUAUAAGCCGGCAGGGCUAUUGCCAUUUUGAUAUUUUUCAGAAGAAAGCAAAAGGCUUUUGCAACGUGUCACUGAUGAAUUUACCGUCUACUCACGUUAUAUUGUUAAUAAUUUACCGUCUACUUACGUUAUAUUGUUAAUAAAGUUAGGAUACUGAGAAACGUUUGUUAUGCUCUCCAAAGAGCAUGAAGUGCAACGUGCUGGCUAGGUGUGUACUUUUUAAGCGACGAAUUUUGCUGUUAUUUGUGUUCAUUACAUUUCAAUACGAUUUCGCAUUUAUGAACAAAUGUGCCUUAUGAAUUACAUUAUUAUCAUUCGAAGCCCAUCACAUGCCCUUCUAACUUUCCUCCAUUAACGGAAUAUUAGACAUGGAAAUUAUUUUGUCGAUAGGGUAAAUUAUGAGAGUAAGGAGCAACUGGAUUUGUCGGUUCGCCGUUUAAGACAUCAUCAGUUGAUUUUUUUACGUGGUGCUUUCUGCACUAAUAACAUUCUAGGGACCCACAAUUCGAAAUUUCUAGUGAUGUAAAAAGGCCUGCCCGGAGAAAAUUCCUCUCACCGCCAACCAAUUAGUUGUUAGAAUUAUUUUGGGAGGAAAUUUUGCACGAUUGCAUCAUGUUAAUCUGAAACUGGAAAUGCAUUUAUUACGGGAAUUGAACGGCUUACUCUAGGGCUCACUUUUCGUUAGGUAGCUCGUUUUCUGAUCUUGAGCCAGGAACAUUUGAUGGUUUAACAUUAGCUUUACUUUUGAAGGCUUUAAUUGAAUUCGUCGUUCCGGUCUCGCUAUUCUCUAGUUUUAUCAGAUCGGAUUAUGUGUGGGAAUUGCCGUUUUACGUUCAAUGUGGAAACUUAUUUGAUUCGAAAGAAAUCUUUCAUUUAGUUUUAUAUAUAAUGAUGUCAUCUGAUUUAAAUGAUGUUAUGAUAUUUCUCGAUGGCAACAAGUAUGUUACAUGCAGUUCAGAGUUAUUAAUUUCUACGGGCGUAACUACGACAGUCUUGUCUCUUUUUCGGAAUGCUUCAAAUUUGACUAUAGUAUUUCGUACCGUAGACUAGAAUAUUUUUUAAUUACUUUAUUCAUUCCUGAGGCA
Molecule: messenger RNA, 5923 nt
Organism: Hyalella azteca
Lineage: Eukaryota; Metazoa; Arthropoda; Malacostraca; Amphipoda; Hyalellidae
Gene: Ccdc85
Exons: 8
Coding region: 29-2059 (676 amino acids)
Source: RefSeq, a predicted model, not a curated record